GUACCAUUGUUGAUAUCUUAAACUUAACUUUUUAAUACUUUGUAUUUUGUAGAUGCCCGGUGGUGGAUGUACAGUCAAGGACGUGGACCAGCAUGAGUUUGUCAAGGCUCUUGCUGCCUUCUUCAAAAAGUCUGGUAAAAUGAAGAUCCCUGAUUGGGCAGACAUGGUCAAGCUUGGUGUCCAUAAGGAACUGUCUCCGUAUGAUGCCGAUUGGUACUACAUCAGAGCAGCAUCAGUAGCUAGACACCUUUACAUGAGAGGUGGUGUCGGUGUAGGUGGAUUGACAAAGGUUUAUGGAGGUCGUAAACGCAGGGGUACAAAGCCAAGUCAUUUCUGCCGUGGCUCCAAAAGUGUUGCUCGUAAUAUCUGCAAGUCUUUAGAAUCUAUCAGAGUGGUAGAGAAAAAAGACAACAGUGGGCGUCGGUUGACAAGUCAGGGGCAUCGAGAUCUCAACAGAAUAGCCGCGCAGGUGAAAUCAAAGAAUACACCAAAAUAAAAUAAAGCGUCAUGUAGGAAGUAACGAAUAUAAGUUUUUGUGAAUAAUAAAAGGCAGAGAAAGUUGCCGUAACUGCAAA
Anneissia japonica is the source of this 575-nucleotide messenger RNA. Its product is annotated as 40S ribosomal protein S19-like. Gene Ontology annotation, biological process: ribosomal small subunit assembly; translation. The record is from RefSeq and is a predicted model, not a curated record. Lineage: Eukaryota; Metazoa; Echinodermata; Crinoidea; Comatulida; Comatulidae. Gene Ontology annotation, cellular component: ribosome; cytosolic small ribosomal subunit. The transcript is spliced from 4 exons. Bases 53 to 496 code for a protein of 147 amino acids. Gene Ontology annotation, molecular function: RNA binding; structural constituent of ribosome.